This is a messenger RNA of Siniperca chuatsi (mandarin fish), 5812 nucleotides long. It is a transcript of the gene ankrd6b, whose product is annotated as ankyrin repeat domain 6b. The transcript has 18 exons. Bases 389 to 2455 code for a protein of 688 amino acids. The record is from RefSeq and is a predicted model, not a curated record. Lineage: Eukaryota; Metazoa; Chordata; Actinopteri; Centrarchiformes; Sinipercidae. Gene Ontology annotation, molecular function: protein binding.
GCAAAUUAGACAGAGAGGGAGGCGGCAGCAGGACGGAGCGACGACAGAAGCGACCGUGUGUUUUCACUAUGUAGUUUCCUGUCAAACAACAGCCACUAUGCGGGACUUUCGGUCUAGCUAACACUGUCUCCGUCCAAGUCGACACUUUGUGUGACCGUUUCUCCUCGAGCUGAGAGGAUGAAGGGGAAGAAUCCUGUCAGUUUGUGGAGUUUGUAGCAACAGAAGAAACAGCAGCUCUGGCAGCUCUUUCCAGCUCCUAUUUGACACCUCUUUCUGCAGCGGAGCUCACCAUGAGUUAGAGGGCAUCGAAGACCAUUGCCAUACCUGCCCUCUCCACCAUCUGGAGCACCGUGUCUGACCUUGACAGCAGCAUCACACGCUCUGCUUCAUGAGCCAGCAGGAUGCGGCUGAGGUCCUCGCACUUUCCGAGCGCCUCCUCAUAGCUUCACACAAGGGACAAGCCGACAAUGUGGUCCAGCUUAUCAACAAGGGCGCAAAAGUAGCCGUCACCAAGGAAGGGAUCCCUUUGCAGCCAGUAUGGACAGGAGGAAUGAUAACAGCAACCAAUAACUCAUCCGAUGUACAUACAGACAUCAGUAAUACAUAUGGCAGAAGCCCCCUACACUUGGCUGCCUACAAAAGCCACAUUGAGGUUGUGCGUAUCCUGCUCAAAGCUGGCUGUGACCUGGACAUCCAAGAUGACGGGGAGCAGACGGCAUUACACCGGGCUGCCAUCGUGGGAAACAGUGAUGUCAUCAAUGCUCUCUUCCAGGAGGGUUGUGCACUGGACAGACAGGACAAGGAUGGCAACACAGCCCUCCAUGAGGUGUCCUGGCACGGCUUCAGCCAGUCUGUUAAACUGCUGGUGAAGGCUGGAGCCAACGUUCACGCUAAAAACAAGGCAGGAAACACAGCUCUCCACCUUGCAUGUCAGAACGGUCACGCUCAGAGCUCCAAGGUUCUGCUCCUGGGAGGCUCCAGGCCCGACAGCAAGAACCAUGCAGGGGAUACGUGUCUGCAUGUAGCAGCCCGCUACAACCAUGUGGCUAUGAUCCAUAUCCUGCUGGGAGCCUUUUGCUCCGUAUCAGAGAAGAACCUGGCUGGGGACACACCGCUACAUGUGGCAGCUGCUCUGAAUCAUAAGAAGACAGUACGUCUGUUGCUGGAGGCAGGAGCAGACAUCCGUAUGUGUAACAAUGCAGGUCAAACAGCUUUGGACCAGGCCAGAGAGCACAACAACCCAGAUGUGGCUCUUCUACUGACCAAAGCUCCCCAGGUGCAGAGUUUUGUGCGUGGCAGGAGUGUGAGGAAGAGGAGAGACAAGCUAAAGGCGGAGGGCAGAGCUCAGUCGGUGCCCAGAAAUGAGAUGCUGCCCUGUAAGGACAGUGCAUCUGCUGCAGAUGACACUCAGAGCAGUGACCGAGCUGCCUGCAAAUAUGCUGAGGUGGCCGAGUCAAAUACCAGGAGGGGAAAGAACAGGAAACAGAAAGAAAAACCGUCUUUGUCUGACCCCCUCCGCCGCAGAGAGACCAGGCACAGCGAAGUCUUUCACAAGAGGAAAGGCAAACUGCAAGGAUCCUCCCUUCAUGCAUCCAUCCCUCCACACAGCUACAAAGCCUAUCAGCUCUACACACUGUACCGCGGCAAGGAUGGCAAGAUCAUGCAGGCUCCUCUGAACGGCUGCCGCUGUGAACCUCUCAUCAGUAAACUGGAGAACCAGCUGGAGGCCACCAAGGAGGAGAUGAAGACUGAAAUCCACACUGUCCAAGACCUGAUGAACAGCAAGAUGGGUCAUCUGGACAGGAAGAACACUUACCAGAUCCGAGCUCUUGAUAAGAUGACAGUGGAGAGAGUGUCAGCAGAGAGGAGCGAGUGUCUGCAGAGGAUCGAAAAACAGGCCUUGCAGGAGAGACUGGAGGCAGAGAAGAGACAGCAGGCAUCCCUGGUUAGUGAGCUGAAGAGCUGGUGUCUGUCCAAGCUGCAGAACAUGGAGGUUCGCUUCACAGUAGACCCCAGCAGCAGCAAGCUUCAGCGCUCCUCCUCUGUGGCCAAGGGCCUGAAUGAAGUCAAUGGAGCUGGCCUCACUGUGCUGCCUUCUGGCGAGGGUGGAAGCUCCCAAUGCCUGGAGUGCCACAACAGCCCUGCUUUCCUUGAGUCCAGCCGGGGGGAGCCAAGUGUGGCAGAGGAUGGCUCAGCCAACCAUUACUUUGUUGUUCAUGUGGAGAGCUCUCCAGAAACCCCCACCAUGCAGAUACCAGCCCCCAUAGUGGCAGCACUGAACAAAACGGAAGUUAUGGAAUUCCUGGAUGACUGCCAGUGGCAGCAAACAAAGUGGAUAUCUCUCCUCGUGCUCUGGAUGGUGUUAAGGCUCAGAAUGCAGAAGUCACCUCUCCUGCAGCAGCCAAGAGCCCGCUGUCAUCUGUCCAAGUGGUUCGACCCAAGGAGCGUUCAAUGAUCUGUGCGAAAAACCAGAGGAAGAACCAGGACCUGCAAGACGUGGACAUGGUGGAGUACGGGGUGGGGGGAGGCAGGAAUUACAGAGCCAGUAGCCUUUCUCUGGUCACAGAGUGCUGCUGCAGCAGCGGGACUGAAACCAGGCUCAUAGUCGGGGAGCAAGGGCGGGACAGAGGGAAGCACUACAAGAAGCAUUCCCAGGGCAGGACUAAAUCCAGAGGGGCCACAGGACUCAGGACUCUGGAGGUCUUUGGAGACCAGCCCAGUGAACCCUCCUUUUCCUUUGCUCAGGAGAGGGACAACAUGCAUGCUCUGGAGGUGACCCAGUACUUCUUUGAGGCGGUGUCGACGCAGAUGGAGCGCUGGUAUGAGAGGAAGGUGCAGGAGGCUCGCUGGCAGGCCGAUCAGAAGGCUCAGGCCGACAGAGCUGCUCUGAUCGAGAGGAUCACUUACCUGGAGGACGAGCUGCGCAUGCUGAGGACUAAUAGACAUGACGACUGCUAACACACACAUCAUCUGUCACUACCGGGCUGCAUAAAAAAUUACAAAAUCCAUGACAAUUACCUGGAUUUAUGACACAUUCUCCUACUGAACAACUAUGGCCAUACUGAGUAGAUAAAUGAGUGAAUUUAUAUUUCCAGUGCUGUGGGGCCUGGAUCCACUGAAUCAUAUCAUAAUAGAAUACAGCUAUUCCAUUUCUAUAGAUGCCUAAAAAUGUUCCACGUUCAAAUCCCUGCCUUGUUGGUUGUCAUGGUAGCACUGGUCUGGUAUGGGCAGCUCUCGUGCACUGUUGUAAAUAAACCAGUAGAUAUAAAACUAGGUGUCAAAAGAUUGAUCUAAUGUGCCAUUUAUAGGAUAGAUAAAUUACAUCACAUCAAAAUGUAGUAUUUGCAGUGUGUACACACACACAUCCACACAUUAUAAGCCCAAACAUACUCUAAAUAUUGACGUGUGUAAACAUCUUUCAUUAACAUCAGACAUAAAUUAUCUGCACAAUGAUAUCAUUGGAUGAUAGUGAAAGCUGUCUGGAUAGAGGAAAUUACAGUAUGAUAAGCUUUUGUUGGUAUCUGCAUGCUGGAAUCAGCCAUGUGACUUUAGAGGAACAUACUAGUGAUUAUUUAUGAGAAUGAGGCUAAACUGACACUGUAUAUAACCCUUCUGAAGGUUUUUUUGAGUGUAUCAGUGGUUGAUUUUGCUGCAUGGUAUGAUUUGUAUGGAAGCUGGAGUAUGCCCAUAAAAUAAUUAUAGACUUAGUGUUAAAUAUAAUUUGCUUAUAAAUUGAUACAAUUUGAAAAACCAAAAUUUUAUUAUAUAAAACAAAUGUAAAAGAUUUUAUAUUAUUCUAUUUACUUAUUCUGGCUUAAAAUGGAAUUGCAAAAUUAAUUUUAAAAAGAAUACUUUUUCAUAUUCCGUUUCCUCAUUUGUCCUUCUCACAUUUUAUUUGUCCCCUGCUUUGACAUGUACAGUUUAUAUUUCAUGAUUACUUUAAUUUAAAGAUGUGCAAGCAGUGUGCCACCUAAUACUCAUUUUCAAUGAUAAUUUAUCUUUCUUAGUUAUAACAUAGUAUUGUGUAUUCAAAAAUGUAACAGGAGCUCUAAAUGGUUAAGAAAAUAUUAUCUAAAUGCUGAAGCACCACAGGCCAGGCAAUUAAGCUUUUGAAAAAGGAGACCCUCAAGAGCCAUCAAUGCCUGGUGAUUCACACAGGGACAAAUGACCAACACAGCCUCUGUAAAGAGGAAGAUGGCAGAAUAGGCCAUUAGGGAGUUCCUUGACACCUGCAUUGUAGUCUCCACCCUACUGCCUAGGACAGACACCCCUUCUCAUGUCAUCCAUGACAUUAAUAUGGAGAUCAGAAGAGGAUGUGGCACCUUACCCAACAUCCACCUGGCCCUCCACCCAACCAUUGGCACCUGGGACAUAUAUGAUGGACUCCACCUACACAGAAAGUGGGUGAAGAUAUUUGCAAAGACCCUCAAAGAUACAGCCCUGGGACACAAUGCCCCCACACCCUCCUCUACUAGCAGCUUUAGAGACCAUCCCAGACCUCCUCUUCCCCAUCACCAUCCCAGGAUCACCCCCUCCCCAUCAGCAGCAGAGAUAUGUGGCAGCACCUGCCCCUUGUCCCACUAACCACCCACAGCAGCAGAGAUAUGCAGCAUCACCCGCCCCUUAUCCACCUCCCCAUGCUACCUCUGAGCUGGAAGACAUCAGGGAGAUGCUGCACACCCUGUGCACCCGGCUUCUGUUCCGCUAAAACACAUACUCAGAACACCUUCUCACUUGAGAAGCAGAACGAUAGCAAUAGUAGUAGUCAGUAUAAUGAUAAUAUUAGUGAAAAUAGUACAUGCCUCCAUGUAACCCAUAUAAACUUAUUAUUCAGUAUUGUAAAUGUAUAGAAAAUUGUAGGUGUUUUUAUAUUUGUCUCACUAUACAAGUUCAUUUUGAUUGUUUUUUUAACUGUAUUUAUUGAACUUUUUUUAAAAACAAAACAGUUACAUAACUUUUACAUACAAUAUUAAUACAUGAAAAAAAGAAUAAAUAAAUAAACAUUAGGAAAAAACAAACAAAAACCCCCCCACUAAGUUAAAAAAAAAAAAAAAAAACCUGACAGCAAUUCAGUAAAUGCACCACAUAUCGGUAAAUUACCUGCAUGGAUUAAACAUUAAUAUAUUAAUAUAUGUUAAAACUAUUUCCUUCGAGCAAAUAUAUUUCAAUAAGUGCCCACUUCUGUUGAAAAAAAGUCAGAUUUUACCUGCAAGUCCGUGGUCAUUUUCUCAAAAAUAUAUAUCUGUUUCAGUCUUUGUGUCCACUCACCUUCAUCCAGUUUACAGUGAUUAUCUUCCUGGCUGCCAUUAAUAAUACAUGCAAUACAAAUAAGUGGAAUUUACUGAACUGAUCCGAGGGGAAACCAUCAAGCAAAUAAAAAACUGGGGGCAUUGGUAUAUCUCUUCUUAAAAUUUUACUACUUUCCCUUUUAAUCCCCUGCUAAUACAAUAGUACUUUGGGACAUUCCCAGAAUAUAUGCACAUAGUCCCCCACCAUUCCACAUUCUCUCCAACACUGUGAUAAUGGCAAUAUACUGUCAAAUUUGGCAACCACCAAUGGGACUCUGAAGAAUCUCAUUUUCAUUUUCCAAUCAAAUUCCUUCCACAUUUGACUACUUAUACCCUUAUGACAGCCAGCGCAUAUAUUUAUCCACAUCUCAUCCUCUAUUACAGUAUUUAACUCUAAUUCCCAAUUUCUUUUGAUAUGAAACGUGUCAUCAGAUUGGUCCUGUAUUAACUUCCUAUAAAUAUGUGCUAUAUGAUUUUUAGUAGGUAGACCAUGUUCAAUAAUAUUGAUAAAAUAUUUUUCAACA